Molecule: messenger RNA, 1759 nt
Organism: Oreochromis aureus
Lineage: Eukaryota; Metazoa; Chordata; Actinopteri; Cichliformes; Cichlidae
Product: shaker-related potassium channel tsha2-like
Exons: 1
Coding region: 195-1637 (480 amino acids)
Biological process (GO): potassium ion transmembrane transport; protein homooligomerization
Cellular component (GO): membrane; voltage-gated potassium channel complex
Molecular function (GO): protein binding; delayed rectifier potassium channel activity
Source: RefSeq, a predicted model, not a curated record
UUCCCCCUCCGUGACGAAGCGUGCACACACACACGUCAGCUCGGGGAGGGCAAAGUCUGCUUAAAAUGCUGCGAGUGUGACGGCGGAGUCCAGAGCACAGCGGCGCGCGGACGGACAGGUGAGCGCGGGGGGCGGAGAAGGACACGCGGAGGCUCGGCGGAGGAUCAGAGAGCCCCGAGGAGCGCGCGGGGAUCAUGACGGUGGUGCCCGCGGAGAACCUGGACGAGACCGUGGCGCUGGCCGCGCUGUCGGCUCAGGACGCGUGCGAGCCGGAGCGCGCGGACAGCCAGGACUGCUGCGAACGCGUGGUCAUCAACAUCUCCGGGCUGCGCUUCGAGACGCAGCUGAAGACGCUCGCGCAGUUUCCCGCCACGCUGCUGGGAGACCCGCGGAAGAGGAUGCGCUUCUUCGACCCACUGAGGAACGAGUACUUCUUCGACCGGAACCGGCCCAGCUUCGACGCCAUCCUCUACUACUACCAGUCCGGGGGCCGGCUCCGGAGACCUGUCAACGUGCCGGUGGACAUCUUCUUGGAGGAGAUCAAGUUCUAUGAGCUUGGAGAGGAGGUGAUCGAGAAUUUUAAGGAUGACGAGGGCUUCAUUAAGGAGGAGGAGCGCCCGCUGCCCGAGAACGAGUUCCAGCGGCAGGUCUGGCUCCUGUUCGAGUACCCGGAGAGCUCUGGACCCGCCAGGGGCAUCGCCAUCGUCUCGGUCCUGGUCAUUCUCAUCUCCAUCGUGAUCUUCUGCAUGGAGACGUUACCGGAGUUCCGUGAGGAGGCCAGGACUUUUGACGAGCACCUGGCAGCGAACGGAACAGCGCGCGCAAAGAAACCGAACCCAUUCACGGACCCGUUCUUCAUCGUGGAGACGCUUUGCAUCAUCUGGUUUUCAUUCGAGCUGCUGGUCAGGUUCCUCGCGUGCCCCAGCAAGGCCGCCUUCUUCAAGAACAUCAUGAACACCAUCGACAUUGUGGCUAUCAUGCCCUACUUCAUCACGCUGGGACUGGAGCUCGCGGAGCACCAGGGGAACGGCCAGCAGGCCAUGUCUCUGGCCAUCCUCAGGGUCAUCCGCCUGGUUCGGGUCUUCCGCAUCUUCAAACUGUCCCGACACUCCAAAGGACUGCAGAUUCUCGGGAAGACGCUGCAGGCCAGUAUGCGCGAGCUCGGACUGCUUAUCUUCUUCCUCUUCAUCGGAGUCAUCCUCUUCUCCAGCGCCGUGUACUUCGCGGAGACCGACGACCCGCACUCGGGCUUCAGCAGCAUCCCGGACGCAUUCUGGUGGGCUGUGGUCUCCAUGACGACGGUGGGCUACGGGGACAUGUGCCCGGUCACCAUUGGGGGGAAGAUCGUGGGCUCUUUGUGCGCUAUCGCCGGCGUGCUGACCAUCGCGCUGCCGGUGCCCGUCAUCGUGUCCAACUUCAACUACUUCUACCACCGGGAGACGGAGCACGAGGAGCAGUUCCAGUACACGCACGUGACCUGCGGACAGCAACAGCCGGCUUUCGGAGAGUUCAGAAAGAGCGACAGCAGGUCGAGCCUGUCCAAGUCCGAGUUCCUGGGCAGCGAGGACGCGGACUCCAUCAAGUACACCAACUGCAGCCCGCACAAAGCCCACAGCGGCAAACUCACCGACGUCUGAGCCGCAGCAGCACGCGCUCUGCUGUGACUGCACACCGGAGAGAUCCUUUUUUCUGCCAUACAAGACCCACGGAGAGGACCCACGUUUACCCCCGAAACCGUCUUCCAUCACGCGCGUCACGA